CUGGGAAUUUUUAGUUCGAACUAUUAUGUUCCGUUCAUGCUGAUUAUAGAGACUUUUUUAUUAGAUAAAUAAUAAAGAUAAAUAUAUUUUAAUACGAAUGGUCACUGAAUGACUGCAACAGUCAUUUUAAACCGGUUUGAUCGAUUUAACUAUUCAGCGCAGCUGACUGAGACUCGACUGAGUUGUUUUCGUGUUAGGUCUGUUUAAUUCAGCUCAUCACUCCAGCAUGACUUCAGCUUCCACGAAGGUGGGCGAGAUCUUCUCGGCUGCAGGGGCUGCAUUCUCCAAACUGGGUGAACUGACCAUGCAGCUGCAUCCAGUGGCGGACUCUUCUCCUGCAGGAGCCAAAUGGACCGAUACGGAGAUCGAGAUGCUGCGUUCUGCAGUUCGCCGCUUCGGUGAAGAUUUGAACAGCAUCAGCUCAGUCAUAAAGGAGCGAACGGUCGCCCAGAUUAAGACCACAGUGAAAAGGAAGCUGUAUGAGGACAGCAGGGUUCCUCUCACUGCAGAGUCGCCUAAAAAAACGAUGAAGAAAACCACAGUGACGCUACCGCCCCCUCCUGCAUCAGUCGCCCCCACCGUUAUCACUUUGCCGACCUCACAGGUUGUCAUGACAACUGGAUUGCAGAGUUCUUCGUCUUUGCAACCAGCAAUAAAGAACCCUAAACCAGCAGAUGUGACUCUGAGUGCUCUGAAUGACUCUGAUGUGAACAGUGAUUUGGUGGAUAUUGAAGGGCUUGGAGAGGGUUCCACUAAAAAACCAAACUUUGACCAAGAGAGCUUGAAUCUGGACUCCAGUCUUAUAAUGAACUCCAGUGAUCUGCCUCUGCUGUCCCGCUGAUCUUCACUUGUCAGUCAAAGUGAUAUUGGAAUCAAGGGCAGCACAUGUAAAGAUUCUGCAGUUUGAUCAUUGCUGUACCCCGUUAUACCUUUUCCACUGUGGGUUCAAACAGCACCAGAUAAACCUGUACAACAUUGCCAAGCAUUUUCUACCCACGUCAGUGAAGAUGAAGUAUUACUCCAUGAAAAAUAACUGCGUCCUUAUAGCUCUUAAAAUGCAGCAAAAAUAAAUAAUGGAAUAAUGUUUUUAGUGGUUCAUGAUGUGUGAUCUGAUUUGCCCACAGCUGAAAAGGGGUUUGCAGGACAGUGGUGCAGGGGUCAAACUACCUGUAAAAAUACUUCUUUUUUUAAUUAUUAGGCCCAUUUGGCUGAAGUAAAGCUUUGUGAAGUGAGAUGCUGCUUGUAAUGAAAAUGUGGCAGCACAAUAUCAAAUUUUUUUACCAUUUACUUUCACUGCCAUUGUAUGUUAGGUGCAGCUUCUAUUGUAUGUAUAUAUAUAUAUAUAAUUUUUUACCAUUGCAGAAUAAUUAAACAGGUCAUUUCAACAGCAAACAUGAGACAUGCCUGCUUAAGUUUUUUAUGAACAAAAUGUCUCGUCAUACAAUUUCUUGGCUCAGCAUAAAAAGACAGCAUACAGAUCAAUAAAAUGAGUUUUUAAUUAUGAUCUUUUUCAUAAGAAUAUAUGGUAUACAUUUGAUGGUAAAUUAAAUUUUUUCUCUGAUAAUUGAACAUUCAUCUUGAGCAACUGAGAGGGAAUAAAUGUACUUUUGCUACCAAUGUCAAAACGAUAUCCAUCUUUCCCUUAAUUUUUCUGGAACUUGAACAACUGAUAGGCAAAACCUAUCGGCUUUGGCAUUUCUUUACAAUGUUUUUCGUGUGCUCACAAUCCAUUUAGUUUCUUCACAACACCACUCAGUCAUUUAAGGAGAACAAAGGACAAAUCAUGAUUCUAUCUCUGACACACAGAUACAACAGAUCCUGUCAUAGUAAGUGUAUGGCAAAUCUGAAAAAUAAAUGACAUGGUACUUAUUCUAGAUUAUACAAACGAUUCAGAACAAACAGCUGUCAAGUCUUCCGUUCAGGUUCUUGAUAAAUACCUGGUAUCCCAAUGAACUUAACUGAUUAUCCAGAUGAACGUGACAUACUAAUUCCAGCAACUUUAAUGCAUAUUGCACAUUGGUAAUCACUUUUAAAAACCCAUAAACAUUGGUAUCAAACUUUGAAAUCCAAAGGACCCCAAUAACUGGAAAUUGCAAAUGACAGUGCAAGUAACUUUGGAAUUAAAACUUCAAGACCUGUAAGGCAUUAUCAUGGAAUUUAAAACGAAAUGAGUAAAAAUAAAAGGCAAUCGAAGAAUGAGCUGUAUUCCUCCUGAUACAUGGAUAUGAAUAUGGAAACAAAGGAACGGCUUCAAAUGUCUGUUGUGCAACUUUAGAGACCGACAAGCUGCCGGUGGCGAUUCAAUAAAGACUUUGGGAAUCAAGAUUUGUGAUAUAUUUUUACAUUGACACUGAAGUACAUACUGCAACCAGAGCCUUUACACAUUCAUAAAUAAUGUAACAUGCGCCACAAUCUAACAAUUUGCAUAAUGCUGUGCUGUAUCAGGAUUAAUUUGCUUUAGAAGGGCUUCCAGUUCAAUUAACUGCAGCAUGUCACUUUUUGGAUAAUACAUUUUCAAUGAGCUUAAUAAAAUCCAUCCAGCUCAAACGCCACAAUCCAGAACUGCUGCUUUUACACAAAAAGCAGAUCAACUUAAAAGAGCUGAAAAUAUUUCCCAGGUGAAAGGAUUCAAACAAUUAAAACAUACAAAACAAGACCCAUUACAAUAAAAGUAAAUAUGAUCCCAACUCAUGUAACAGCAAGAUUGACAUCUAAACACUGUGCAAAUAGUAGAAGAGGAAGAGUAUGAUAUCCGCUAAAACUGUGAUUGUAGAAACGGUUUAUCUUGCUUUGUAAUGCAACAGCUCAUCCCUUGCAAGUAUCUUAACUCCUCAAUUUCUGUACAUAAUUCACAAUAUAAAAGUCUUGUUUAGGGUUUCAUUAGGAGGGAAAAACAGUUUGACUAAUGAUUUUCACACUGCGGCGGUACUGAAAAGCAUCUUGCCUCAGACGGGAUACAUUCUAAGGCUCUAGGUCAGUUAUUGAUAUGGACUUUUCACUGAAAGUGCUUUGCGUAUACUCCAACAUUGGAUUGUAGAUGCGAGGUGAGACAUCUAGUCUUUACAGUACUUGUUUUAAAGGAAUAGUUCACCCA
Messenger RNA from Sinocyclocheilus rhinocerous, 3094 nucleotides. It is a transcript of the gene bacc1, whose product is annotated as BPTF associated chromatin complex component 1. NCBI's taxonomy places the organism in Eukaryota, Metazoa, Chordata, Actinopteri, Cypriniformes, Cyprinidae. The record is from RefSeq and is a predicted model, not a curated record. The transcript is spliced from 6 exons. Gene Ontology annotation, cellular component: NURF complex; MLL1 complex. Bases 227 to 841 code for a protein of 204 amino acids.